AGCUCGCAAUGAGCAGCGUGCCAUCAUCAUCACCUCACAGAGCGGCAGAGGGGAGCGACUGCGUCCGCUGAUAGUCACGAAGUUUAUUUACACUCACCGGGACCAACAUACCGGAUUUCUUGAUUGGACUUUGAUGUCGGGAUAUACAUGCGUCUAUCUCAUACUUAACAUUGUUUUUAUAAAAUCUUCCGUCUGAUUGUUUCGGGGAUUUUUGUCGUGCCUCAAGUGGAAACGGGGAUCGGUCUCGUGUGCCUUUGGACACCGGAACGAUCAGAGGAAGUUUCCGUGUCUCAGUGAAGGAAUGAAUACAUGUCUAGCGAGGAAAAUCCGCAUGAUUUAACGCAACACAUGGAAAGCAAAGAUAUUGACACACAGCUGGGGAUGAAUCAGGUGACACCAUCGGAAGCACAUCCUUCAGCUGUUUCGGAGGCUGAUCCCAGUGACCCCAACACUGAACAAGUGACACCCUCGAAAGCUGAUUCGGGCCUUGAAGCCAGCACACCUACAAAGAUGGACUCCACAAGGAAGUCAACUACCCCAGCACAGUCAGAUGUCAUUCCAAAGUCCUCUGCAACACCCACUCCAAAAUCUACUAGUAGCCCUCAACACAAAAAAGAUGGACUGAAGUUGGACGAGAGGCAGAAACUAGCAAAGGAAAGGAGGGAAGAGAGGACCAAAUAUCUCGAUGUUUGUCUUUCUCAAUUUCCGUCCCCAGAACAGCAAAGCCAGAUUCAAGCUAAAAAGAAAUCUCAGUGGCUGGAGAAGGAGGAGCGGGCACGGCAGGUGCGAGAACAGCAGUUGGAGGAGAGAAGGAGAAAACUGGAGGAGCAGCGGCUGAAGGCUGAGAAACGGCGUGCAGAACUGGAGGAGAGACAGAGACUGAAGCUAGAGAAAAACAAGGAGCGGUAUGAAGCUGCCAUCCACAGGUCUACCAAGAAGACAUGGGCAGAGAUUCGUCAACAGAGAUGGUCCUGGGCCGGAGGCUUGAGCGGCAACUCCAGCCAAAGCCAGAGCAGAUGCUCAAUUUCAGCGGUCAACCUGCCCAAACAUGUGGAUUCAGUUAUAAACAAGAGACUCUCCAAAUCCUCCGCUACUCUAUGGAACUCUCCUAGCAGAACUCGUAGCAUGCAGUUGAGACCAUGGGAGAGCAGCAUCGUGGACAGACUCAUGACGCCCACUCUCUCCUUUCUGGCCCGCAGUCGCAGCGCCGCCAGCGUGCUGGGCAACAGCCGAGACGGCCAGUCUCCAAUGUGUCCUCGCUCAGCGUCUGCCAGCCCCCUCACAACGUGUGCCCAUCGGCCACAUCACCGCUGCUCUGAACGGUGGGCGGUCACCACCAGUACACCCAACAUUGCCCAGCGCAGGCGAGACUCCACUCCUAUGAGGAAAGAUAAGAAAGACAAGGACAGAGAAAAUGAAAAGGAGAAGAGUUCCAUCGACAAAGAAAAUGUGCUGAAGAAGAGGCAGUCCAUGCCAUCAAUGAAGAUCAGAACGGAGUAUAGCCCAAGGCCCUUGUCCAAACUGCGAGCUGCAUCACCUGUCACACCCAAAGGUCGGACAUCCUCCCCCAGUCCUGCAGUGUCUCCCAAACCCCCAUCUGCCCGGGCGAGCCCCACCACCCCUAUAGCCAGACCCAAGAGGGCCAGAACUCCCGCCCGCGUGGAGCCCCGCACUGCCUCACCUGUCGUCAUAGAGAAGGUCAAGGAGACCCACAGGCCAGCUACGCCUGAAGAGACGAAGUCCUCGUCUCCUGCCCCCUCAAUUGUUGUGUCAUCAGUUCCAGACACGCCCCCAAAUGAAAGUGCACCAGUCACGUCAGUUUCCACGCCCUCUGCCCCUGAGGAUUCCCCUCUUGUCCCCGCCCCUCCACAGGUAGCUUCUCCAGCCCCCUCUCCAGUUAAGCCAAUGGCUGGCACCAACAAUCCAGAAGAGGCCACCCGCAUCCUGGCCGAGAAGAGACGACAGGCCCGUGAACAGAAAGAGAGAGAAGAGCAGGAGAAGAGAGAACAGCAGGAGAGAGAGAGGCUCCAGCGUGAGGAGAGGCUGGCACAGGAGGCGGAGGAAAGGAGGCGCAGGGAGGAGGAAGCACGGCUCAUGGCGGAGCAGGAGAGGUUGAGGGAGGAAGCGCAGCGUUUGCGUGAGGAGAAGGAAGCGCAGGAACAAGCCAAAAUCGAACAGGAAGAGAAUGAACGCCUCCAGAAACAAAAGGAGGAGGCUGAAGCGAAGGCCCGUGAGGAAGCAGAGAAACAACGUCUGGAGAGAGAGAAACAUUUUCAAAAGGAAGAGCAGGAGAGGCUGGAGAGAAAAAAACGUCUGGAGGAGAUUAUGAAAAGAACACGCAAAACAGAUGCAGGAGACAAGAAAGACACCAAAUCCCAAUCUCAGGUCAAUGGGAAAGAUUCCCCAGCAGGUUCAGAGAUGAAUAAAGGAUCUGCUGACUACCAGCCGAGCACAGCUUUAAAACAAGAUGAGCAGUUUCAAAGUGCCAUCAAGGAAAGUUUGUCAGCCCUUGUGGUAAAUGGUGUACAGCCUACCAAACACGAAAAUGGCUUGUCAGCUAAAGGAGAGGCUCAUCACAUUGAAAACAUCCUCCAGCUAUCCAGUCACAGCAGCGGGCGGGAGAUGUCAGAGACUGGCAUAUCCGACGAGCCAAUCAUGGCCUUUGAUGGUGGAGAAUCAUAUCUUAAGAAAACUGGUCCAAUUAAACCUCAGCAUGUGGCAGAAGUCCUAUGAGGUCAUGAGCUUUGGACGAAGCUUGCCUGUUUCUCAACGCAAUCCGUCUGAGGAACCUAAUAUGAAAAAACACAGCAUGAGCACCCCUGCGCCGUACCCGAAAACCGACUUCUGAUUAAACUGCAUAAUGCAAACUCGCCAUCAAAACCCUUCUUAUGAAGAACGAUGGAAAAUUACAAGGAAGCAGCGCAACAAUCAAGCAGAGCUAAACAAAUCCCACCCACAUGCCCACCAGACCAAUUCAUGCUGAUCUCUUUCUGAUCACCAGACCGCAGUGUAUUUUAAAAAAGGCUUGUGAUGAACGUUCAUAAUCCUUGUCAUGAUUUGUGCUGUUUAUGGGUUAAACAAAGAUGUGCUUUGGAUGUUUUAUUUUGUAAUGUUUAGAUAUUUAACGUGAAGAGACUUGUAACUACUGGCUACAGCUGUAUGUGAAUAGUGUAAAUUGAUGCAUGGGAGGACAAAUCUGUGAAUAAAACAGAGUGAAUGGAAGAAA
This is a messenger RNA of Misgurnus anguillicaudatus (oriental weatherfish), 3226 nucleotides long. The record is from RefSeq and is a predicted model, not a curated record. Lineage: Eukaryota; Metazoa; Chordata; Actinopteri; Cypriniformes; Cobitidae.